UCCCCUCUGGGUCCCGCCCACCAGUCAGUACAAAGUGAAAAGCUAUUGAUUUCAGGAACCAGGAAGGAAAAUGCACAGGUGUGCACACACCCUUCUCAGACCAGUUCCUCGGGUGACCCCGCUUUGCUCACCAAUCUGAAUGCGACUUUUAAAGGAAAAGAGACCUUUUAAAAGCUCACAGGUUAUGUUUAAGGCCAGAGAUGGAGCAGGGGAGCUCACACUGAGAAGGAAACCUUGGAGAGGCCUGACCCAAGGUGUGAGGAUCCUGAACAGAAGGGACACCUGAGGACUAAGGCACACCCCCAAGCCCAGAUGGCCAGCUCCUCUGGACCACACAUGCUGGAAUCUAUGUGCUUCUUAUACACAUGGAGGAACUACGGACUGUAGCCGUGGCCAUCUGGCCCCGGAUCCCAGGUCAGCCACAUUCCUGAUGGAGGUCAGCGUGAGGGCUGCUCUGGGACUCUCGCUCACAGGCAUGUCUGGCCUCAGCCUGGUGUCCCCUGCCUGGUUCCCGAGCCCUUCCUUCUCCUAUGGUGUCUUCAUGCACUGCUCCUGGUCACAGGAUAACCGCUGGAACCAGAGCUGUAUGACCUUCGGGUCCCUGAAGGACAUGCCAGGCUUGGCCUGGAAGGUCUCUGCGGCAAUGCUCCUGGGAGGCUGGGUCCUGCUGGCCAUUAGUGCUCUUCUUCUUUUGGCCUGGGCACUGGCCUCAAGAAGAUUAUAUCCCAGGAGGGGCUCUGGUCCAACACCCGUGGUGCAGGCAGCAGCAGCAGCCUCCACUCUUGUAGGCCUGCUGGUUUUUCCAGUCACUCUGGCUUCCCCAUUAGCCAAAGAAGUCUGUGAAGGCUCCUCCGUGUACUACAGUGGAACAUGCCAGCUGAGCUGGGGCUAUGCCACUGCCAUUCUCAAUGCGGUCCUGACCAGCCUGCUUGUUGUUAUUGGAUGGCCUCAGAUGACCACAAACCAGAGGACAGCCUCCCCACACCUCGUGACACUUAGGGAAUCACCCUUGUGUCAGAAUAAACAAAUGAGCAUCACCCAGGAAAGCAAAGGACAAACAAGAAUAAUGUAUUCUACUGUUGUGGGAAUUCUUUAGCCAAUAGCCUUUUGGGUACUGGCCCAUUAGGGUGUGGCCUGAGGUACUACAUGUGGACUGAUAAACCCAGAUAGGAAGCUGGCAGUCUUAGUUUCUGUAUGCAGCUCCUAGCACUGACAGAGCAGAGGGCAGUUGCAACUUUUUUACUGUGUUUCUCCAAAUAAACAGUUGUUAUCCUUUUUAAGGGCUCUCGUGAACUUCCUUAAUCAUGUCUACACUCUACAUACUCAGGUUCAAAUCCCACCUCCUUUGUUUCCAUGCUGUGUGACCUCAG
Microtus oregoni (creeping vole) is the source of this 1370-nucleotide messenger RNA. RefSeq names its product transmembrane protein 211 (gene Lhfpl7). NCBI's taxonomy places the organism in Eukaryota, Metazoa, Chordata, Mammalia, Rodentia, Cricetidae. The coding region runs from base 431 to 1096 and encodes 221 amino acids. Gene Ontology annotation, cellular component: membrane. The transcript has 5 exons. The record is from RefSeq and is a predicted model, not a curated record.